Molecule: messenger RNA, 1071 nt
Organism: Cyphellophora attinorum
Lineage: Eukaryota; Fungi; Ascomycota; Eurotiomycetes; Chaetothyriales; Cyphellophoraceae
Exons: 1
Coding region: 1-1071 (356 amino acids)
Source: RefSeq, a predicted model, not a curated record
AUGCGAUUACAGUCCGCCCUAAUCGCCGCCUCUUUGGCAGCAUCAACUCACGCUGCCAACGACAUAAUUCUCAACCAGUACCAAUACUGCAUUCGCUUUUUCGGCUCGCUCUCCGUGGACCUCGAGAUCGCCGAUGGGGUGGCCGAGCGCAACUACAAUGACACCAUCAUGUGCCCUAGGUCUAUGAGCUUUCCGACUGUCUCCGGCGCGAGCUUAGAUAUCUGCCCGCCCACCGACUCCCUUGGCAGCCCAGACAAUCCCAGCACGCUGUCCGCCGAACUGCGAUUCUCGCAUACGUCAGGAGAACUGACAGACCCUGUUGAUGAUCUGCGCCUCCAACCACAGCUCGUCACGAAUGGCUCGGUUCGCGGACCUUUCCAGAACGGUGGGACGCCAGCUAUCAUCGCGUUCGAUGAGGCGCGCACUGCCAAAGACGGACCGGAUACGUGGACGAUCAAUGGCACACAGAACGCCCUGAUCGAGGAGCCAGACAUUGAAGAUCGCACGCAAAACAUCUACUUCGGUUGCAGAUAUCCCAAUAGUCGGUACUACUGCGGCACCUACGAGGACCUCCACUCGGACAAUGGCGGUUGCUGGAACAGCCAAACAUUCCUCUUCAACAUGAAGAAUGCACUCAACUUCACCUACCGCUUCAGCAACAAUGAAGCGAGCGUCGAGAUUUGGGCGUCCAGUGAAUAUUUUCUCCCGAGAAGAGAGGCUGGUACGAUUGACGGAGCGGCGACGGGGACGAACACGACAGCGUAUGUUGUGUUUGGAGGGACGAGGAGAGUGCCGACUGUGACCGACUAUGAUUUCUGGAAAAAUACGGAGUUGACGUAUGAACAGGAGGUUGAGGACAAUGUGCGUCGGGAGAGGAUGAGUUUUGUGAGGGGUGUGGACGGGCUGCCGGUGCUGGUCAAUGAGACCGACAGUGGGGAGGAGUAUGCCAGUGGCAACGGGAGCUAUAGCGUUCAGGAGGGCGGUGCUAGUGGGUAUGAGGCCCUGUCGACGACGAGUGCUUCGGUCCUAGUAAUUGGUGGGCUGAUUGCUGUGGCAGCAGCGCUGCUAUGA